Xiphophorus hellerii (green swordtail) is the source of this 6453-nucleotide messenger RNA. RefSeq names its product sterile alpha motif domain containing 1b (gene samd1b). The record is from RefSeq and is a predicted model, not a curated record. Gene Ontology annotation, biological process: negative regulation of DNA-templated transcription. NCBI's taxonomy places the organism in Eukaryota, Metazoa, Chordata, Actinopteri, Cyprinodontiformes, Poeciliidae. Gene Ontology annotation, molecular function: chromatin binding; histone binding; DNA binding. Gene Ontology annotation, cellular component: nucleus. The transcript is spliced from 7 exons. Bases 2354 to 4282 code for a protein of 642 amino acids.
AAACAAUGUGAAGACAAAUGUUGUUGUCUCAUAUAUGCAAUUUUGCUGAAGAACUUUAUCAUAAAAGUUAAGACAAACAUGUCGAAACUGGGUCAACACCCAGAUCUUGAGAUUUCCCAAAUUAACCAUUUAUUUAAAGAACAAGCAGGAAUUCAAAACACAAUCCAGUCUGAGUCAUUUUUAAGCCUGUGUUUUGUACAUACCUUUUGAGGAAACUUAAAUUAAUAAGUUAAUUAACUUGAGGAAUGGGGAGGUGGAGGCUGGUCCCCUAAUGAAGUUCUCCCUUGGGUCUCAAAAACCCUUGGAGCGGCUCUGUUUCUUAAAGUCUAUAUCUUUAACUCACAAAAAACUGUUUAACUACAAGAAUGGUUCCUUUACUCUUACGAAAUACUGAAGGAACAAAUGGACCAAUAGUUUUUGUUUUGGACUUUUUUGGGGGGGGGUCAGCCAUUCAUCCGGAAUGGAGUCGCCCUCUGUCUUUAUGGAAAUGCUCAGUUGGAUUCAUCAAAAACAAAACAAAAAAAAAACAAAGACGAUGGUAAAAUUCAGAGAGCUUCUAUGUUUCUUUGUGCUGUGAUGGAUGGGUUUUGCUGUAAACCUUCAACAAAGAGUACAGACACAAGGCGAGAUAGUUCCGCCUUAAAAGCUGUGUGCAUCUGUUUUGUUGGACGGAGGCGCCAUCUUCAGUCCACCUUAAGCGCACAAUGUGGCCAACGAACGCUGGAGUUCCUACAGGGCUACGGCAAGCAGUUUGUGUAAAUAUUUCACAUCCCUAAGACAUAGUUAUUGUCUGCUAGUUUGCAACAGCUGUAGUUCAACGUGCCCUCAUACUAAUUAAUUAGUUGUGCUUCAUUUGUCCCUAAUUUAAAAAAAAAUCUAAAGCACACCGUUAGUGAUAUAUAACAAUAUAUACACCAAAAAUGAUUUUAGAUUUGUCAAAUCCCAGAGAAUCUCAGUUUUGAGAAGUUAGAAGUAAGCUUCUCAUGGGUUAAUUCCCAACAUUUGGGUUAUGCAGAGAAACAUCUGUGGAUGCAAUUUAAGGUAGCACUUAAAACAGUUUGUGUCCUUGAGUGACAUCACAGGAAAAUCUUAAGCAAUCAGACAUGGUAUUAGAGAAUUGUGGAUCUACAGGAAUCCACAAUGUGAAUGUGCGACUGUGGCGCAGGAAGUCUAACAUGUGGUGGAAGACCUUGGAGUCAGAAGACCUGCAGUGCAGGAACUUGGACUCUGCAGGCUGGUGGUGCAAAAGUCUGAAGGGCUGCGGCUGCUGUGACAUGGCCAAUUAGGUGGCCAGCACCGAUGGUAGAGCAACCUGAGGUGCUGACAUAUAUGCCUUGAAAAGCCCUGACGAUGGCCAGUGAUGAGGAACCUUGGGGACCCAUUGGCAUCAGCUGAGGAACUUGGUUGGUGGUGGUUGAGGAACAACCAAUGAGCUGGUGGAAGAACAGCUGAGUGUCUGGAGAGGCGGAUGGUAUCCAGGUGCUUAGGGGCUGCAGGCUGGCAGUGGCAGGUGAAAGCGUGGUCUGGAAGCUGGCGGCGGUGAAGAGGCUGGACCUGAGGCUGGAUACGAUAAGGUCUGGAAGCUGCAGAUCUGUGAUGCAGGAGCUGGGAAUCUGGAAGCCUGCAGUGCUGAAGGUCUGGAGGAUUGUGAUGUGGUUGGUGACCCUGAAGAGGAAAAAGCACCUGUCACUUUGCUCCUCACACACCUAGGCCUGGAGCAGUAAGCAAUUAAAUGCACGAUGAAUUAAAACAAGCUCAAUAAUUGCCAUUUGCGUGAUUUAUCGUUUUUCUCUUUUCUCUCUUUCUCUUUUUCUACCCAAAACUGGAUGACAAAAAUCUUCAGUCUGGUGCUUUGGUCUCAAUUAGCCCUUUUUGAAGAACAAAUUUGCUUACAGAGACGUCAUAAUUCAUUUUACUUGUUGUUUUAUUUAUUUAUGUUAGAUAUUUAAAAUGUCUUUCAAUCUCCCUGUUAAAUGUCUAUUAGAAUCUUUAAGAAUGUCUUCUUGCAUUGUAUGCCAUCGUUACCAUGGUAUGACUUGAAAAUAGUCUCAAAAGAACAAUAUUAUCGUUUAUCGCAAUGACCUCUGGGACAAUUUAUUUGUCACCGUGACAGGCACACCUGAAUUUGCCACUUUGAGGCAAAUAAAGAGUAAAUCUAUUCUAUUCUUCGUCAAAGAUACGGAAUAUUUACAGCAACGGCUUGCCAUAGUCUUCCGUCCUCAGUUCUCCAGCCAGAGAGGGGGGUGGGGGGCACCGCCGCACUUUGGCUUCCCAGCUCUGACACAGCGUCACCGGUGAAACAAGAAGACGCACUCUCGGGCCGAGCCCCGUCCGCACCCACAAAGGAGAGAAGAUGUCCGAGCCCAACAAGUACCGAGAGUGGAUCCUGGAAACUAUCGACUCUCUGCGUUCGAGGAAAGCCCGUCCGGAUCUAGAAAGGAUUUGUCGAAUGGUCCGGAGGCGACACGGGUCAGACCCAGACCGAACCAGGACGGAGCUGGAAAAACUCAUCCAGGAGCAGACGGUGCUCAAAGUUAGCUACAAGGGAUCGAUAUCGUACCGAAACGCGGCCAAGGUGCAGAGGAAAAGCAGAAAACGGAGCGAGUUCGGCGGCGGCGCGGAUGCACCGAGGGAGCGGACCAAACCCGAUCGUCCGAACAACAACAACGGCGACAGCGCGCACAGCUUCACCGACCCGGAGGAGGGCGAGACGGAGCCGGAUCCCCGCGCCGAAACAUCAGUCAGCAGUCGAAACAAAAAGCUCCAGCCUGCCUCCAGCCCGGGUAGCGGAAACGCGUGCCUCAGUUGUGGCGCAACAACGAGCUGCGCUGUCGGGAGCGGCUGUGAAGAGGAGAAAGCAAGUGCACCGAGAGACAAGGGAUUAGGACAGCAGGGAGCGGGGGGCUGCCUGCCGCUCGGCGCGGGCACCGGAGACCGGAGUGAGGAUGUUCCAUCCGGCGGAGGAAAGAAGUCCGGUCUGUCUGGAGCUGACACCCGAAGCCAAACUUACUCCGGGAGCGACAGCCAAGCCCAGACACAGAGGCAGACCGAGUCUGGCCAGCCCAAACUUCGACUCGGAGGAGGAACCACCAAAGCAGCGCACCGCCACGCCAACUCCGAGCUGCGCGAACUGGCAGCUCUGUCCGAGAAGCCCCUCCGAGCGCCAGGAGGUGGAGGUGGGGGUUCCGCCGCCGCGACCCGAGGCCACGUGAAGCCGCUGGGCUUGAAGGAGAUCCUGGGCUACCUGAGCAGCCAGGAGCGGCUGUCGGAGGAGAAGCUGACCCGAGGCAAAGUCAAAGUGGUGAUGGAGAGAGAGGUGGAGAGGGGCAGGCUGCGCAGGACGCGCUGCGGGAACAUCACUCUUCCUCUACGGGGGAUGGAGCCGGACGAGCCCGAGCCGAGUGAUUCGUCCGCCGACAGACUUGCGAGAAGCGCACUGCAGGACAAACGCGCAGCGAAAAAGUCCCCACCUCCAGCCCGUCUGGAGAGCGAGCCCAUGGAAACCGGCGAGGAGGAAGAGGAGGGCCAGGGAGGAGAGGAGGAAGAGAAAGACAAUGAUGAUGAUCCCAGGAGUUCUGAUGAGGAUGGAGGACUUUCCCCGGUAGCCAUGACAACCGAGGCUGGACUUGCUGAGAAAAUGGGAGAAGAUGCGAUCUUUCAGAGGGAGCUGCAGGAGGAGAGCCCUCAGCGGCAGAGGAAGGAUGGAAAAGGGAAGUGUGAGCUUGAUUUUCCUCCAGAGUCCCGGUCUCCACCUACCGACGGAGCCUCGUGGUCUGAGUGUAACGGUGCCUGCUCCGAGGAGGGAGCUUUCUCCUCAGACCACCUGGGCUACACACACCACAAUGAAAUAAACCUCACCGCCUCGAGCUUUCGCAACUUAGAGUAUAAAACAGAGAUCGGCGCUUCGUCCUGCAUGCUCACUCCUACCGCAUCCCCGAGGGACUCCAGCCUCCCCGAAGAACGAGGCGCUAGCGACAGCAGUGGAGGGCACAUGAAGUUUGGCAGCACCAGAGUAAGCCCGGUGGACUGGACCGUGUCUGACGUGGUCAGUUAUUUCACAGCGGUGGGUUUCCCCGAGCAGGCGGCAGCCUUCAGGACACAGGAAAUCGACGGGAAGUCUCUCCUCCUCAUGCAGCGCAACGACGUUUUGACCGGCCUGUCGAUCAAACUCGGACCCGCCCUCAAGAUCUACGAGCGUCACGUCAAGGUUCUGCAGAAAACACACUUUGAGGAGAAUGACUGCUACGAAGAUGCAAAAGAUACACUCAGACUGUUAUGUUAACAUCUAAAUAUAGCUCAAGUAGUAAAAAAAAAAAAAAAAAAGCAUGUCUUUACAUAAGGUAAUAUAAGUUUUGAGAAAAGCAUCAAGCAAACAUGGCUCAGCUUUUGUUUAGUCUGUGUAGGAAUUUCGCAGGAUUUUCUAGGAGGACUUUUCUACUGAAUGAAGCACAAAUGAUGGCCCCCCCAAAAAAGUAGAAUAUGAGAACAUUUUCGUAUGAAUAGAUCAAACACAAAAAGGCAUUUUAUUUUAUUUUUUAAAAUUGCAGCACUUUUUUUUAUUAUUAUUAAUCUGUGUAAGAUAGUUUGUGUUUUUGUGCUGUGUCUUAAGUGCAUUGCCUCAGAAUUCAUGUUACGUUUAAAUUUUAGGUCUGUGGUAAAACAACUUCAUGCUUCUAGGUUUGAUUCUUCUUCAUAUGGAAGAAAUGUAGUGGAAAAAAAAUAGCAGCUUAGAUAGAAGAUUUUUUUUAUACACACUGAAGCUGGACUGAAGCGUUACGAUUACGUAAUUUGUGUUUAUGUCGACCCAGAACUCAUCAACACAACCAGCCAGUGUUUUCUCUGAGUUUUUUUAAAGGUUAUUAUUUGAGGGUUGAUGUUCUUCAUCUGUAGCCUAAAGCGUCACAUGAACAGCUGGCAAUUAAAGGUCCAUAAUGUGUCCAGAUAGAAUUUGCUCUGGUCAAUUGGGCCUUUUGGAUUCUGACGUCAGGAAUCGUUUUUGCAAAUGUACUCUUUUGCCAAAAGCCUUGGUAUAACUUUGAUAUUUGACUAGGAUCUAAAUUAAGUUUCUAUAUGCAAAAAAGGAGAAAAAAAUUGCUUCAAAUUAGUUGUUUUUCUGUUUUUGCUGUUGUGUCUGGGCUGCACAGCACACCGAAAAAACCCAUUAGACAUGUUAAAACUAAACAACAUAAAAAAAAUACCACAACCUGCGGUUCAUUAAAUGUAGCUAAAAAAGCAGCAUUGCAGGAAACUAAAGCUUGACUUCCAAGUGUAAAAGUUAUUGCUUAGUCCAAAACAGAUUGAACUGAUUUUUUUAAACAAAUCAUCAGAACUGAAUGAUUUCCAUGGAAGCAGUGUUGUCAUGUUCCAGUCCUCAAAUGUCCGCAUGUCUUAAAUGCUCACCUGGCUAAACAUUUGAUUUAAACAAAUGAGUCUUUAUUAAGCCUUUGCAGAACUGGAUGUAGAGGUAAUUAAGCCACUUUUCCCUGAGGGCUGGAUUUGGACUUAUCUAAAGAACCAAGAGUAAUAACACAAAGUCUCUGCAGCAGCAAACCGAUCUAGAAAAAUCCAUUUUCAGGGACUGAGCUAAUAUUUUCUGUUUGUCUCAUUUUUUUGAAUUUACAUGCAUGCAAAACUCUUCAUGUAGCAAAGAAAACGGCGGUCCCACAGCAGCUAAACGAACUGAAAUCUGCUCAUGUUCAGCACAAUCCUUCGUCUUCGUCAGUCGGUUCUUGAAAGCGUCACAAAGGAAAAUUUUUGCAUAAGUAUGAGUUACACGUCCAACCCACAUUUAUUUAGUUGUUUAUGUUUAUUUUGGCUAAAAAAUCAAAUAAAAUUUAAAAAAGAGCCAAAUUACGUUAUAGUAUGUAAGUGUGAGCUUCUUUUGGUCUAACUGAACUCUGAUUGCUGGAAUUUGAACAUGGUGGAUAUUUAUAAGUUUGCAUACAGAGAACAGCGAUCAGUUUACAUGUACCAUGAAAAUGCACCAAAACCAGCAGAAUACUGUAUACAUAUUUACAUUCUAAAAUCCUCAUUGGACAAUAGAAUAUCAGUGAGGCAAUCAAAUAUUAAAAUGCGUUUUUACACUCUGGGUGACGUCAUGUGAGCAGAAAACGCAUUUCCUCAGCACCCAUUCUAAGUUUUCCUUUAAAACUUUCUUGCUUUAUUUGUCUUUUUUUUACACAUUGGUUUGCUUUGGCAAUAAUGUCUCCUGAGACGUGUUCCUGUUUGUGCAUUUGAACUUUCUCUACCUCUUGCUUUAUGCGUCGAUGUUGUUAUGUUUCGAUAUCAAAAUGUUUUCUGUCACUUCACCUUUUUGAUGAGAGGAACCCGUUUGGAGAGAACAGCUGCGUUUCAGACUGUAGAAAAUGGUUGAUUUUCCUGUCAUUUGUUACUUGUUACAGAACAAUUUUAGUAAAUAAAAGCCAAAAAAUUAAAAUAUUAAAGCAAAACAUA